GAGAGCAUAUAAAAAGAGAUUUGUUACAAAGGAUUCUCGCCGAGAAGAAAACAUAAAGCAGUACAUAUCACAAUCCUUGAACCACUGGUUGUCAUGAUUUCCACAGCUGAUGUCUAUCAUGUGGUGGCAGCCACAGUCCCAUUAUAUUUUGCCAUGAUAUUGGCCUACAUCUCUGUGAGAUGGUGGAAGCUCUUUACACCAGAUCAGUGUGCAGGCAUAAACAAGUUUGUUGCCAAAUUCUCAAUCCCGUUAUUAUCAUUCCAAGUCAUCUCUAGUAUCAAUCCCUACAAAAUGAACCUGAAACUUAUAUUUGCCGACUUUCUUCAAAAACUACUUGCCCUUUUAGUACUGACAGCACUCGCCAAAAUCAGCUCUCGCGGGCGGUUGAAUUGGAUAAUCACUGGUCUCUCCCUGUCAACAUUGCCCAACACUUUGAUCCUGGGCCUUCCCCUUCUCAGGGCUAUGUACGGAGCCGAGGCAGAGCCACUUCUUUCGCAGAUAGUUGGCUUGCAAAGCCUGAUUUGGUACAAUUUGUUGCUGUUUCUGUUUGAGCUCAAUGCCACCAAGGAAGCCACUGUGGCACCAUCUUCAGAAACUACAGGAGAUCAAGAGGCUCUUCAAGAAUCACAAUACAAAGAAGGAGAGGAAGUGCACAGCAGAACAACAAGGAAGGUUAAAGCCAUGCUCAUUCUUUUGACGGUGGGGAAGAAGCUAAUGAGCAACCCAAAUUUUUAUGCUACCAUGGUGGCUCUUAUUUGGGCAAGCAUACACUUCAGGUGGGGAGUGAAAUUGCCGGAUAUUGUUGAUAAAUCCAUAGCGAUAUUGUCAACAGGAGGGCUUGGUAUGGCAAUGUUCAGCUUAGGUCUAUUUAUGGCAUUGCGGCCCAGCAUAAUAUCAUGUGGAAUCCGAAUGGCUGUGGUCGCCAUGGCAAUGAAGUUCAUCGUGGGGCCUGCCCUGAUGGCUGUCGCUUCCUUCGCCGUUAGACUGGAGGGCACGGUGCUCAAAGUGGCAAUUGUGCAGGCAGCUCUUCCUCAAGGGAUCGUUCCGUUCGUCUUCGCAAAAGAGUACAACGUUCAUCCAGAUACGUUGAGCACAGGGGUGAUAUUUGGCAUGCUCAUUGCCAUGCCAAUAGCACUGGCCUACUACUCCCUGUUAGCACUGUAAAUCCAAUGGGAUUUACACAAGAAAACUGGAGAAACAGUGAGUUUUCAACCAACACAUGCCCACACAGUUCAGGAAAGGAUCAAAGUGUUGAAGAUGGAUCAUACAAGUCUCAUUCAGUUUGUUCAAUUUUCUUGGACAUGUCAAGAACACAUUAAUCUACCAAUUAGACAAAGUUUUCGAAGCUAGUCUAAUUAUGCAUAAACUAUAACUGCUUUCAUUUGUGAUUAACAGAGAGGAAAACAAAACCUAAACGAUUCUGAGCAAAUUAAUGGUUGGACAUCUGCCACCUUUUUUUUUCCUCCAUUGUAAGGAUAUAUAUCCCUCUGACCAUGUCUAAAUCUUUCUCGUAUAUGGAAUCUUAAUUAAGAUGCUUAUUUACACUCGUA
This is a messenger RNA of Populus nigra (black poplar), 1550 nucleotides long. Its product is annotated as probable auxin efflux carrier component 8. Gene Ontology annotation, cellular component: endoplasmic reticulum; plasma membrane. Gene Ontology annotation, biological process: auxin polar transport; auxin export across the plasma membrane. The coding region runs from base 94 to 1164 and encodes 356 amino acids. The transcript has 6 exons. Gene Ontology annotation, molecular function: auxin efflux transmembrane transporter activity. The record is from RefSeq and is a predicted model, not a curated record. NCBI's taxonomy places the organism in Eukaryota, Viridiplantae, Streptophyta, Magnoliopsida, Malpighiales, Salicaceae.